Molecule: messenger RNA, 1535 nt
Organism: Anthonomus grandis grandis
Lineage: Eukaryota; Metazoa; Arthropoda; Insecta; Coleoptera; Curculionidae
Product: adenylyl cyclase-associated protein 1-like
Exons: 8
Coding region: 174-1430 (418 amino acids)
Biological process (GO): regulation of adenylate cyclase activity; cytoskeleton organization; cell morphogenesis
Cellular component (GO): cytoplasm
Molecular function (GO): adenylate cyclase binding; actin binding
Source: RefSeq, a predicted model, not a curated record
ACAGUUGCCAACACAUUCCAAAAAUAUAUCGCGAUGCUCAUCUCGGACACCCAACUUAGUUUUCUAUAGUUAGUUUUUAGUUGUGAGUUAAGAAUCACCAUAAAUUAUAGUUCAGUUCAACUGUUAUAUAUUUAAUUGAUUUUUUUUCCUGGAUAAUUUAGUCCUAGCACAAAAUGAGUGUUCUUGGAUUCACGGACAUAAUCCAAGGAGCCCUAACCCAAUAUGCUCAAGUAUCACAGCAAAUAGGGGGCGAUGUAGCCCAACACAGCCAACAAGUGCUUCAAGCCUUCAAGGCACAGCUUCAGUUCUUAGAGUUAGCCAGCCAGAGCAGCAAACCAGCUAACCCAAAUGAUUUAAUGAUUUUCUUGAAGCCUACUAGUGAUAUUAUUGCUGCUAUACAAGACUUUAGGGAGAAGCACAGGACCUCAACGUUUUUCAAUCAUUUGUCUGCGAUUAGUGAGAGUAUUCCUGCGUUAGGGUGGGUAGCAGUGAGUCCAGCUCCUGCACCAUACGUAAAAGAAAUGAAUGAUGCCGGUCAAUUUUACACAAACAGGGUCCUCAAGGAUUGGAAGGAAAAAGACAAGCGUCACGUAGACUGGGUCAAAGCCUGGGUACAAACCCUCACUGAGCUCCAGGCUUUUGUGAAACAACAUCACACUACUGGAUUGGUGUGGUCAGGAAAAACAGCUCCUUCAGCAGGAGUUCCUCCUCCACCACCCUCAUGUCCAUUACCUCCUCCGCCAAUGGAUAAUUUUGGACCACCUGGACCUGAUUCUGCGGAUGUCAGAUCUGCUCUAUUUGCAGAAAUAAAUCAGGGUGCCAAUAUUACAAGCAAUCUUAAAAAAGUGACAUCAGAUAUGCAAACACACAAAAAUCCAGGAUUAAAACAGGGAGGGGCUGCUCCUUAUCGAGGUCCUGGAUCAAACGCUGGAUCUGGAGGACAGCCGGAUAAGCCACCUGUAUUUGCUCAAGAUGGCAAAAAAUGGCGUAUUGAGUACCAAACUAGAAAUCAUAAUUUGGUUGUUGAGAAUGCUGAAAUGAACAAUGUAGUAUACCUAUACAAAUGUACUGAGUGUACAAUUACCAUUCGAGGAAAAAUAAACUCAGUUGUGAUAGAUGCUUGCAAAAAAACAGCUAUCAUCAUGGAUUCGGUAGUAGCAGCUGUAGAAUUCAUUAACUGUCAAUCAGUUCAAAUGCAGAUAUUUGGCAAAGUACCGACAAUUUCCAUUGAUAAGACAGAUGGUUGCCAGGUUUAUUUAAGCCAGGACUCCUUGGAUGUUGAGGUUGUAACUUCAAAAUCGUCAGAAAUGAAUAUUUUAAUUCCCACUUCUGGAGGCGAUUACAUUGAGCAACCCAUUCCAGAACAGUUCAAGACCACAAUUACGCCGAACAAAACGCUUAAAACAAUUGUUGUUGAAAACAAAGGAUAAACACAAUAAAGUUAAACUUAUAUAAGAUGAUUUGAAUUUUACUAAUAUUAUGAAUUUUAUGAACUAAAAACCGCUAUAUUUUUUAAAUAAAGAUUAUAAAAAUUA